Silurus meridionalis is the source of this 7064-nucleotide messenger RNA. RefSeq names its product guanylate cyclase 2Cb (gene gucy2cb). Gene Ontology annotation, biological process: receptor guanylyl cyclase signaling pathway; protein phosphorylation; intracellular signal transduction. The coding region runs from base 3188 to 6400 and encodes 1070 amino acids. Lineage: Eukaryota; Metazoa; Chordata; Actinopteri; Siluriformes; Siluridae. The transcript has 27 exons. The record is from RefSeq and is a predicted model, not a curated record. Gene Ontology annotation, molecular function: guanylate cyclase activity; protein kinase activity; ATP binding.
GCACAACUUUGUUGUCAGCAAAACCAUAAUGCGGAUAAUUAGGUUGUGUUGCCUUUCAAUGAUGAUUUGGGAAGUUUAAUUUGAAAAUCUAGUUGAUCUUACAGACUUUGCUUGGAUUUAGACAGUUCCUCUUAAUUUCCUUUUCCUAAUGACAUUUUAUAAAGUAAAAAUUUCAAGCUGUUUAUUGGAGGUGUUUUGAUAUCUUUUAUAACCUCAUGCUUUCAGGUUGUUAGCAGAAACUUUAAAAAGUUGGGGGAAAAAAUCUGUAAUGUCUUAAAGAAUCAAUUUAGACCUGACAAGGUUGCCUGAUUAAAUUCAUGUCACUGAAAUCCCUUACGCAGUUCCUCUAGGACAGAUGUGUGCCAAAUCAUGUCCAAUCAACUGAAUUUGUCAUAGGUGGCCUCCAAGUAUAGAAACGUCUCAAAGAUUACUGACAGAAAUGGGAUGCACCUGAGCUAAAAUUAAUGUGUCAUAGCAAAUUGUCUAAAUACCUACAUAUUUCAGUUUUCUGUUUUAAUACUUUUGCAAAGUUAGCACAAAUUUAUUUUGCUUUGUCAUAAUGAUGUUUAAAUGGAUUUAAAUUUUAAUUUUAAAAUGAAUUUAGCAAAAUGUAAAAAAACGAAGGGUUAGGGUUAGGGUUAGUAUACUUUCUGAAUGCAAUUGUAGAAGAAAAAGAACUGGUAUCAAGAACAUUAACAAAAUGGUAAGGAAAAGGUGUAGUAAUAAAUGUAAAAAUGGCAUUAUACCAUAAUCAGGAAAUGAGAAUGUUAUCAUUGACAUUAUGCGAUAUGACUAUAACUAUAUGUCAUAGAAACUCCCAGGUAUAUUUUAAAAUAAGUUUUAUUUUUAAAUAUAUAAAAAAUAUAAAUAGAAAAAUGUAUAGAAAAGGUAUUAUACAUUAAUAUCAUAACAAAGCCAGAAUUAAAGAUGGUAGCAAGCACACUAAAAAUAACAGCAGAAACUCUAUAGCUUUACCUCCUUCCCUUAAUAUAAUAUGCCUGUAUUAUUUUUUUAGACUGUACUAGAUAAGAAGGUAGGGCACAUUGAAUCUGUUAUGUCCCAGAAAAGGUUUGUGGAGUCCAGAAUUGAAUGGUGGAAAUGAAUAGAUAAGAAGGGUUUCUGUCUGCAGUAGGUUUUUUUUAAUUUAUUUAUUUUUUUUUAUUUUUUUUUAUGAACUCUCUAUGUAAAAUAUAUUGCAUUUUCUUAAUUUUCUGAUAAAGUAGACUCAACUGAAGAAAAUUAAGAACGUGUGCCUGUAGGUGACACUGAAUCUUUAUUUAGGCCUUCUAAUCUCUUCCCAGCCACCCAUAUAUCCUCAGAAAUUUACCAUCUAGCUAAAGAUCACAGUACUAAUUUUUUUUUUAGUUAUUUUUUAAUGUUAUUUAUUAAUUAAAUCCUUUGUAUACAACUGUAUAUGUAAACAGCAAGUCACAUAUGGUUUUAUGACAGUUCAUGUAAUCAGCAAUUCUGUGUCACAUCGACCUUUGCACUUUUAGCUUCAUUGUCUUCAUAAUUUACUGCUAUAUAUUUUACUGCUAAGUUUUCAACAUGACAUAUAUUAACAAUAUAUAAAAGAAAGGUUUAUAAGAGGCAGUAAUGAUAGGCAUGUCAGAUGGAUCACAUUUAAACCAACAAUGUCCACAUAAAUUGACAUUUAUUAACAUUUUUAUUAACAAAAUACAAGAAAUUAAAACAUCACAUUGUGCAUGAGAAUCAAAAUAAGGGGGAUCAAAUGUGUGUUUUGGUAAAUGAUACAUUCAGAGAAGCAUGCUGUUUUCUAUUUUUAUUCUGUGUGGUCUUUGCCUUCUAAAGAACUGCACCAGACUAAAAGUUAUGUUUACCUCAGAAAUGCCAGGCUGGGUUGCAGCCACUGUCAAAUAUAUUACGCCAGCCCACACAGGCUGUCGAUAUGUAUAUCAACAUGCCACAUCAGUAUUCUAAAAUAUUAAAAUGCUUAUUGACAUUUUUCAAUAUUGAUACAGCAUCUAUAAACAAAUGUAAAAUAAUGUUUUAGUUAAUUGUUUUUACAUUACUUCACAAAACAGACGAAAUGUUUAGGAUAUCUUGGAACUGUUCUUGCAUUUAGAAGGACAGUUUGCUCUACAAAUGCAAGUAAAAUACUAAUUAUUCAAAAAAAAUUUACAAACAUCAAUCCAGAUGAACUAAUCCAGAUGAACUAAUCCAGAUGAACUAACCAAGCACUGAUUAUUAUUAAUAAUCUACUUCAAGUGGUUAAAAAUGUCCUGGUAAUGCAAAAACUAAAACUAAAAUAGGGAAUUAAAAAUGCAUCAAAGUGGGAAUUUAUACAUUAGUGAACAGAUAGAAAAGUUUGUUACAUAUUGCUUAGUGCUACACACACACACACACAUCCAUAUGCUGCAUGCAACUGAGAUACAGAGAGAACAAUCUGUGCUUUGUAUAUCAGAUUCAAAUAUUGUGUGUGUGUGUGGGUGUGGGUGUAUUUGAGACUGAUCCACAAGUUGUGCUGCAACAUGAAAACAAUCUCAAAAUCCACUAAACAUAACCCAUUUUAAAAUGGAAUCUACACACUGGGCAUGUGCCUAAACAUACAGAGUUUUAAUGCAAGCCAGAUAACUUCUGACUAAGUAUCUGACAUAUAAGCUGUCUCUGUUUUCACUGACAUAACUAGAUGGAGAUGGGAACAGGUUUGCAUGUACAGUAUAAAUAAAGAGCAUUUCUCUUAUCUGAGUAGGUCUCAAUUCAGACACAGAGCUUGUUUGCUGUAUUAACAUAUGGUUUAUAACCUUCUUCCCUGUUCUGUAGUUAAUUAACGAGCAGGUGUCUCAGAGAGAGAGAAAACAACUCGCUUUGACUCAACAUUUUACGUCGUGUUUUUUCCGCUCAUUUAAUUUUCUUCCUCUUGUAGUCCUUGGACUAGGCUUAUAGUCUUUAGCCAACCAGACUUAGAGUGUCUUAAAAAUUACCAUUAGGUUGUAGAUGUUUUUCGAUGUUUUUUUUAUUUACAUUUUUUUGCAUUUGAAACAAUUCAACUGCUUCAAAUGCUUUGUUUAGCCUCUUCAGCUGCUUUUAGAUUUAGGUUCUAAACAUAUAUCGUCAAAUUUAACACUAAUUUACAUAAUUGGCAACUUUUUGUGAGAGAAGUCACUUUUUUUGUCUUUUACUUUUUAUUUUUUUACACUUGUAUUGUUACAGCUGGUAAUGAAUAAUGAGUCGCUGGAUUUUUGUGUAUCUUUUGUGGACUUUUCCAAAUGGAAAUAACUUGGUAAACCAGACUUGUCUAGACAGUAUGUACCUGAUUAACGUAGUGUUGCUGCAGGACGGCGUUUCCCCCUGGAGUAUGAACUUCGUCCAGCCAGCAGUGAUGAAAGCAAUUGAAUCUGACGCUGUAAUCAACUACAAUAAUGAUGUGACUCGCAACCUGACUGCCACCUACAAUGGGUUUCAAACUGUUUAUUACCGACACAAAGGCUGUAGCAGCAGCACCUGUGGGGGAGUAGAGAUCCUGAUAGACCUUCAGACCUCAGGAAUGGUUGGCUGUGCUCUGCUGGGACCAUCCUGUACCUAUGCAACUUUCCAACUGGUGGAUGUUGAUGUUGGUCUAGAACUCAGUAUGCCCAUCAUCUCAGCUGGGAGCUUUGGCCUGUCCUGUGACUACAAGGCUAACUUGACACGUCUACUGCCUCCAGCUCGCAAGGUUUCCGACUUCUUUAUCAACUUCUGGAGCUUUGCUGAUAAUAUUAAGCCUCAGUGGAAUAGGACAUACAUCUAUAAAAAACCUAAUAACACUGAGGAUUGCUUUUGGUACAUAAAUGCCUUAGAGGUUGACUCAGGCAACUUUGCUUCCAAAGUUAAGACAAGAGUGGUGCUCCGAAAGGAACAAGACCUUAGUAAUGCAUUAAAAAAUAAUAGAGAGAGUAACUUGUUUAUUUUAUGUGGAACUCCUGAUGACAUUGUGGAACUGAAGAAUGGCUCUCUGGAUGCUGAUGCACAAAUUGUCUUCAUUCUCAUCGAUCUGUACAAUGACAAAUAUUACCUUGAACCCUCUAAUGACGCUAUGAAGAAUGUCUUGGUCUUGACAAUGCCCAAUUCUCGGAAUUAUACCAUAAUCCCUAACAACACGAUGAAUGAUUAUAUUGCCGCAUAUCAUGAUGCGGUGCUGCUUUUCGGGCAGGUGAUGAGGCAAAUUUGGCGAACUUCUGCCUUGGAUGUUGACAGCGUCAACAUUAACUAUUUCAGAAAUGUGUCGUUUAAAGGUAUUGCUGGAAAUUAUAAAUUAGAUGAGUAUGGGGAUAGAGAUGUGGUGUUUUCACUGAUGUACACCGACACAAACAAUAAGUACAAAGUUCUGUAUGAGUUUGACACCAGCCUUAAUAAAACAACACUGGUCGACAUCAAUCCUUCAUUCUUCUGGCCUCAACAGCAACUUCCUGAUGAUCGGCCACAUGAUGAUAACACAGGUAUGACGGUGCAGAAUAUCAUUAUUAUAACAAUAGUCUCCCUGGCAUUGGUAGUGAUAGGCACAAUUGCAUUUGUCUUUUAUUGGCAGAACAGGUCAUACCGCCAAAAACAGAAGCGAUGGUCACAUAUCCCUGUAGAGCUCAUUACCCCAGUGAAGUCUAGUGAGAGAAAUAUGGUGUCUCUAAAGAUUGAUGAGGAUGCCUGGAAAGAUACAAGUCAGAAGAUUCGCCGGGCUCGCUAUGAUAAGAAGAUUGUACUCCUUAAAGAACUGAAGCACUCUGAUGGCUACUUCAGUGAAAGACAGAGAAUAGCACUUAAUGCACUAUUACAAAUAGAUUAUUACAACCUAAUAAAAUUUUAUGGUACAGUGAAGAUUGAUCAUGAGGUUCUUGGAGUAUUUGAGUAUGGAGAGAGAGGAUCUCUGAGGUAUGUUCUUAAUGAUAGGAUUUCAUACCCAGAGGAGACCUUUAUGGACUGGGAGUUUAAGAUUUCUGUCAUGUAUGAUAUUGCAAAGGGCAUGUCCUAUCUUCACUCAAGUCACAUUGAAGUUCAUGGCCAUCUGAAGUCCACCAAUUGUGUCAUUGAUAAUCGUAUGGUAGUGAAAAUCACUGGCUUUGGUUUUAAUACUAUACUCAGUCCAGAUAGAGAUCUGUGGACUGCUCCAGAGCACUUACGAAAAGAAGGUAUUUCUCAGAAGGGAGAUGUUUAUAGUUUUGCCAUAAUUGCACAGGAAAUUAUGCUGAGAAAUUGCACAUUCUACACCAAGGCCUGUUCAGACCAAGCUGAAAAGUUGGACCGUGUGCAGUACCCCCGAAUGCAGAGAUUUUUUAGGCCUGACCUAAAUUUUGAAACUGCAAGUGAAAAAGAAUUGGAGGUGUACUUGAUUAUCAAAUCCUGUUGGGAUGAAGACCCUGAGAAAAGACCAGAUUUCAAAAAGAUUGAAAGUACAUUGGGAAAGAUUGUCAGCCUUCACAACCAGGCCAAUGAGAGUUACAUGGGUAAUCUUAUUCGGCGGCUACAGAUGUAUUCCCGUAACCUGGAGCACCUGGUGGAGGAGCGGACAGCACUUUACAAGGCAGAAAGAGAUAGAGCAGACAAUCUUAACUUUAUGCUGCUUCCAGGCCCAGUGGUACACUCUCUGAAGCAGACAGGCAUUGUGGAGCCUGAGCUGUUUGAUGAGGUCACAAUCUACUUUAGUGACAUUGUGGGUUUCACCACCCUUUGCCACUACAGCACACCCAUGGAGGUGGUGGAUAUGCUCAAUGACAUUUACAAAAACUUUGAUAGCAUCCUUGACCAUCAUGAUGUCUACAAGGUGGAGACAAUUGGUGAUGCGUAUAUGGUGGUGUCAGGUUUGCCACGUCGAAAUGGAGACAGACAUGCAAAGGAUAUUUGCCAUAUGGCACUGGACAUCCUUUCCUUCAUGGGCUCUUUUGAGUUGCGCCAUUUGCCGGGCUUGCCUGUAUGGAUCCGUAUAGGGGUGCACUCAGGCCCCUGUGCUGCAGGUGUCGUGGGACUUAAGAUGCCCAGAUACUGUCUGUUUGGAGACACAGUGAACACUGCCUCUCGCAUGGAGUCCACAGGAUUACCCUUGAGAAUCCAUGUGAGUCAGUCGACAAUCAACAUUAUCGAGCGGGCUGACUGCAAGUUUAAAUAUAUGAAACGAGGAGAGACAUAUUUGAAGGGAAAAGGCAAAGAAACAACUUAUUGGUUAACAGGAGUUACUGGACAAAAGUACAACCUGCCUACACCCCCAACAGCUGAAAACUUCCAGCGUCUGCAGCAAGACCUGGCAGUUAUGAUAAAGAGUUGUCUGGUGCAGCGGUCUCCAAGUCUUGAGAAGAGGGAAACACUUUCAGCCAGCCAGAGGAAGCUCAGAGGUUACUCAGAGCUGACUGAUUCUGAGCAGCCUGAGUACUUUCACCUGGCUACUGUAGACAACCUUAGUACAUACUUGUAACCUGAGAAAUGUUUGUCUUACGUUCAUUGCAGAAUACUGUAAAUUAUCUAUACUCUAUCAAUUACUAUUGAUUUGCAUUUUUAUGUAGUAUAUUUAUAAAGGCUUUUUAAAUAUAUUUUUAUACAUUUCUUAGUGUGUAGUAUGUGCCUAUUUUUGUGACAUUUAAAUAUUUGUUGUUCUGUAUCUGUUUGCUGCAACCCAUUUUAAAGUAAAGAAGUAGUUCAUUUUUCAUGAAUACUGUUCAUUACAAAUUCAUUUUUUAAAAGCCACAUAACACUGCUAUCAAUAAGAAAAACAAGUGCAAAACACAGUUUGUACAUAAUAAUAAAAAAACACAUUCUUUGAAUAUUCUAUUUUCUUCUCCUACAUUAGUUAAUUGACUAAUGUGAUUGAUUUCUGUGCUUAAGCAAAUGUUCCUGAAAAACGCACUGAUCAAAACAAAUAUUUAUAAACAAUAUAUAUAUUAUAUUUUUAUUAUAUACAACAUUUCCCCAAAACAGAAAUUGCUAGAAAUCAUUAGCUAAUACUUUUUAGAUGAAAACAAGACAAAUGAAAGGAAACCUAUUGUUUUGCUAUGAUAUGAUAUGUUGACAUUCAGCUGAUAUGGUUCAUGUUUACUUGUUUUUUUAGUAUCACUAAAUAUCAAUAAAAGUUUUUUUCUGAA